UUUCACUAACAUUUCCACAGACUUCUCACUCUCCCACUUCGACUCUUCUCUCCCUACCCGUACGUGCUAACCUCUCUGCGACUAAUCACCUCUCUCAGUGCUAACCUCUCUGUCCACCUCCCUCUCGCCAGGACUUUCACUCUCUAGUGUUCUUUGUUGGGUUUGCACUUCAAGCGUAUUUUCAAUUAGGGGUUUUGUUUACCCUAUUUCUAGUAAGUUUAAUCGGUAUAUUUGUAUAUACCGAUUAAACUUAGCAGAAAAUGACAAAGUUCUAUCAGAAUUAAGUAGCUUCCUUGGAACUCUUGCUAAGCGAUGUGUCCCACUAACUUAUGUCACUUGGCGUCAUGUUCCAAAAAACUUGAGACAGACUAUGUGGAAUUAUGUGAAGGCCCGGUAUGUAAUUCCUGAUGAGUUGGAAAGUUGGGUAAUCGAGACAAUUCAUUCAUCUUGGAAGACUUAUAAAAGUCGAACUAAGGCAGGUCAUUUCACAGCCUAUGAAAAUGAUGAAAUGAGGUUGGAGAAUUAACCAGAUGACAUUCCACUCGAGACUUUUAAAAUGCUCUUGGAUUAUUGGAAUGAUGAGAGUAUUCAGGAGAAAGCAAGGAAAAAUGCAAAUGCCCGUAAACAUUAUGUUGAUACUCACACUCUUGGUCCCAAAAGUUUGGCACAGUAUCGUUAUAAGAUGAAAAAGGUGCCAGGUGAGUGUGAACCAUGUGAUGCAAAGAUUUUUAUUGAUACUCGGAAGCGAGAUGCAAAACGUGAGUACAAGAUCAGUACUGAAAAAAUUGAAAAGAAAAUUGAAACUAUUACCAAAAGACUUAGUACUGGAGAUGCUGCUUCUGAUGAACUUGGUGCAAAACACGGUCUGAAUUGGCUCAAAGGUAGAUGUGUAAAGCCAGCAAAUAUGUCCAAUUCUAAUGCACCAACAGAAACCUAUGUUAAAGACCUUACCACAAAGAUAAAAGAAGGGUUUGCUGCUGAGUUGGAGGAGAAAGUGAAGAAAGUGGAGUCUGAAUUUCAAGAUAAAGUGAAGCAGGUUGAAGCAGGAGUUGAUCAGAAGGUGCAACAAAAUUUGGCAUUUGUCUUCAAAAAACUUGCACAAGCUAACCCGGACAUCAAAAUUGAUAUUCAGGAGUUGUGCACGACUGUUGGAAGUGAUAAUGAUGAUGGUACUCCUAUGACCGGAGGCGUUAGCUUUAAGUAAAACUGCUUUUCAAGUAUACAAACUUAUAAUGCUAUUAUUAAAGUAGUUUGUGAACUAGUAUAUUCUAGACAUGUAAUGGUUUAUUUUAGUCGAACUUUGUUCUUUAGUUGUUGGUAAUCUGUUUGGAUUUUGGAUGAUUGGAUGUUUGGAUUGUGUAGAAUUGGAAUUGGUUAUGGUAAUGAAUGGUAAUUUUGGAUUA
This is a messenger RNA of Daucus carota subsp. sativus, 1403 nucleotides long. RefSeq lists its product as uncharacterized. The record is from RefSeq and is a predicted model, not a curated record. The transcript has 6 exons. NCBI's taxonomy places the organism in Eukaryota, Viridiplantae, Streptophyta, Magnoliopsida, Apiales, Apiaceae. Bases 557 to 1204 code for a protein of 215 amino acids.